AUGCUAAUGGUAUAGACCUGACAAAAACUUGCUAAAGCUUAGAAUAACCAAAAAACAUAAUUUUUAACUAGCUAGAAAAGAAGAACCGUUCGGGAAAAGCCAUUAGAACGUUAGCAAAGUACAGUAACGGCAUAUUCAUUUCAAAGUACAUAGCUUCAAGUUUUGUUUACUGCAAUUACUUUUCCUAAUUUAGUGUUCAAAGCAAGAACAAAAAAACGAGUAGACUAUCAUUUUUAAAAAGUAAAAAAAUAUGCAAAAUUUUAAAUUUUAAACUUGACCUUAAAUUCAAAUCUAAGCUUAAGUUUGAGAAUGAGCCUAUGCCUCAGGGCUUGAACUUGAGCUUGAGCUUGAGCUUGAGCUAGAGCUUGAGCUUGAGCUUGAGUCCAAGCCUAGGCUUGGGCAUGACCCUAAGCUUCAGCUUAGGUUUGAGCUUGAGCUUGUGCGUGAGCUUGAGUCAAAAUUAAAAUCUAAUCAUAAGGCUGAGCUUGAACCUGAGCCUAAGCCCAAGCUUGAACCUAAGCCUGAGCCAGAGCCUGAGCCUGAGCCUGAGCUUGAGCCUGGGCCUGGGCCUGAGCCUAAGCCUGAACCUGAGCCUGAGCCUGAGUCUGAGCCUGAGCCUGAGCCUGAGCCUAAGCCUAAGCCUAAGCCUAAGCCUAAGCCUAAGCCUAAGCCUAAGCCUGAGCCUAAGCCUGAGCUUGAGCCCAAGUCUGAGCCUAAGCCUGAUCCUGAAUCUGAGCCUGAAUCUGAGCCUGAAUCUGAGCCUGAGUCGGAGUUUAGGCCUAAGCCUGAGUUAAGCCCAAGACAAAACCUUACCAUAAACGUAAGCCUGAGCUGCAGCUUGAGCUUGAGAUUAACCUUGAGCAUAGGUUCAGCUUGCGAUUCCGCUUAA
This is a messenger RNA of Bursaphelenchus okinawaensis, 889 nucleotides long. The record is from the annotation of a GenBank genome assembly. NCBI's taxonomy places the organism in Eukaryota, Metazoa, Nematoda, Chromadorea, Rhabditida, Aphelenchoididae.